Messenger RNA from Fundulus heteroclitus (mummichog), 2929 nucleotides. RefSeq names its product double-strand-break repair protein rad21 homolog A. The record is from RefSeq and is a predicted model, not a curated record. Gene Ontology annotation, molecular function: protein binding; chromatin binding. NCBI's taxonomy places the organism in Eukaryota, Metazoa, Chordata, Actinopteri, Cyprinodontiformes, Fundulidae. The transcript is spliced from 14 exons. Gene Ontology annotation, cellular component: cohesin complex; synaptonemal complex. The coding region runs from base 187 to 2109 and encodes 640 amino acids. Gene Ontology annotation, biological process: mitotic sister chromatid cohesion; synaptonemal complex assembly; replication-born double-strand break repair via sister chromatid exchange.
GCCGAUUUUAAAAGGACAGCGCUGAGCGGGAGGAAGGCGGCUGGCGCCAUCUUGGCUGUUUUAAUGAGUACAACAGGGGAGAGCUCGCUGGGAGAAAUUACCUAAUCUUUGUGAUUUUACUCCAAGAGGUCUCCUCUCGGUAAACCACACCACAGUUGGCGUGUUUGAACCAGAGGAACCAGGGCCAUGUUCUACGCCCACUUUGUCCUCAGCAAACGUGGGCCGCUGGCCAAGAUCUGGCUGGCGGCCCAUUGGGACAAAAAGCUGACCAAGGCCCACGUGUUUGAAUGCAACCUGGAGAGCAGCGUGGAGAGCAUCAUCUCUCCCAAGGUGAAGAUGGCGUUGCGCACUUCUGGCCACUUGCUCCUCGGAGUUGUGCGAAUCUACCACAGAAAGGCCAAGUACCUGCUUGCUGACUGUAACGAAGCCUUCAUCAAGAUCAAAAUGGCCUUCAGGCCAGGUGUUGUGGAUCUACCUGAGGAAAAUAGAGAGGCUGCAUAUAAUGCCAUCACCUUACCCGAGGAGUUCCAUGACUUCGACCAGCCGCUUCCUGACCUGGAUGACAUCGAUGUGGCUCAGCAGUUCACCUUGAACCAGAGCAGAGUAGAAGAGAUCACGAUGAGGGAAGAUGUUGGAAACCUCAGCCUCUUGCACGACAAUGACUUUGCUGAUUUCGGCAUGGAUGACCGGGAGAUGAUGCGUGACGCCAGCACAUUCGAAGAUGACAUAAUGCAGGGUGCCACUGCCCCUAACCUCCUGCUCGAGGCCGAGCCGGGUCCGGCUAAUCUCCCGGACAAGUCCAACCACAUGGAGUAUGACGACUUCGGAGACGGCUCCAUGGGCAACAGUGAUGGUGGAAUGCUAGUUGACAACAUGCUGAGUGAAGAUGGAGGCGGCAUCUUUGAUGAUCCUCCGGCGAUCACAGAAAGCGUCAUGAUGCCUCCAGAUCACGGGGAUGAUGAGGAUGACUUUGACAACCUUCACUCUCCGGGACCAGACAGUCCUGAUUCCUGCCCGGCAGAGCAGCUGCCAGCAAUGGCUGACCAAACAGAGCAGACCACCCUGGUCCACAACGAAGAGGAGGCCUUUGCCCUGGAGCCCAUCGACAUCACUGUGAAGGAGACGAAGGCGAAGCGUAAAAGGAAGCUGAUUGUCGACAGCGUGAAGGAGUUGGACAGCAAGACCAUCAGAGCCCAGCUGUCCGACUACUCGGACAUCGUGACCACCCUGGAUCUGGCUCCUCCCACUAAGAAGCUCAUGAUGUGGAAGGAGACCGGCGGCGUGGAGAAGCUGUUCUCCCUGCCUGCUCAGCCCCUCUGGAACGCCCGCCUGCUCAAGAUGUUCACGCGCUGCCUGACUCCUCUGGUGCCAGACGAGCUGAGGAAACGCAGGAAGGGAGGCGAAGCGGACAGCCUGGACGAGUUCCUCAAAGAGCUGGAGAACCCAGAGGUGCCCCGGGAGGAGAUCAUGCCGCAGAACAGAGAUGUUAUCGACCAGACUAUCAUGGAGGAGCCCAGCAUACUGGCUGCCUCAGCGAUGGAAGGCAGCAGGACGACCUUGGACGAAGCCGUGAUGCCCCCUCCAUCCACCCCCCGCGGCGUCAGACGCAAGCAGCCCGUGGACAAAGAGAGCGCCCUUCCUAUGACUCCCCUGGAGCAGCAGCAGCAGCAGCAGCAAGUGGCUGACCACUCAGACCUGUCACAAAGGCUAGACAUGCCUCAGGUUGAUCUGCCCCCAGAGGAGGCCAGUGUCAACCUCACUCAGCUUGUCCCCGAGCUCGACCUUCUCAACGACAAGGAAAAGGAUAAGAAGGAUGACAGCGAGGAGGAGGAGGAAGAGGGGAGUCAGACUGGAGACCAGGAUCAAGAAGAGAAGAGAUGGAACAAGAGAACCCAACAAAUGCUCCACGGUCUGCAGCGCGUCAUGGCAAAGACCGGCGCCGAGUCGGUCAGUCUCCUCGAGCUGUGCCGAAACAACAACAGAAAGCAGGCAGCCGCCAAGUUUUACAGUUUCCUCGUCCUCAAGAAGCAGCAAGCCAUCGAGGUCACUCAGUCAGAGCCCUACAGCGACAUCGUCGCCACGGCGGGACCAAAGUUCCACCUCAUUUAGACAUUGGAAAAACAAACACUCUGCUUGCAGCAGGCAUACUUGUCUUCUCUCUCUCUUUUUUUUUUUAAUUACUCAACUCUGGCUUUUUAUUGUGUUUUCCAGUAAGCCCAGUUUUGUUCCUUGGGGAGGGGUGGGGAGGAGUAGAGGGGUAAGGGUUAAGAACCUUUUUGAAAAAAAAAAUGGUUUUACUGUAAUCUUGAAUCAUGCAGUAUUCUUGGUUCAAGGGGGAUAAGGAAUGUUUUACAAUUAUAUUUAUACAGCAAACCCUUUUUCAGUCACCGAUUUGUAAACUUAACUGCAUAUUGUUUAAUAAGUUAAACUACUGUUGUGUUUUCAUUCCACACGUUUUGUAUCAGCCCCCUUCCUCCAUGUUUUCAGCCAAAAAUUACCAGUUUUAUUCUUCUCUUCAAGGCCCAAUGUAUCACGAUCUGCUUGUUAACGAUAUUCUGGAAAGGUACUGCUUAAUCGUUCAGAAGUGUGACCUCGCCCAGCUUCUCACUGUUGCACUUGUUCUCUUACAAACAAAAAUGCUAAUCUAUCAUUAAAUUGGUAAGCCCGACGUGGCGUUAAAUACCACCAUUCAGAUGUAUAAUUGAGGCAAUUGGUCAGCUAUGGUUUAUGUAAAUUUGUUUUUUUUUUUUUUUUGUACCUUUUUUUUAUUUUAUUUUUAUGCUUAUUUGCCUUUUUGCAUCAUGUAACUAGGUAAUAUACUUGUUACAGUUAAGUUCACUAUCCCACCUUUUUAGAUUCUGGGUAACUUCUAGUUGUGAUACAUCUGUAAAGAUUUGAAAUAAAGUGUUAUAAGUACUUGGUUAAAUCA